Molecule: messenger RNA, 2353 nt
Organism: Aricia agestis (brown argus)
Lineage: Eukaryota; Metazoa; Arthropoda; Insecta; Lepidoptera; Lycaenidae
Gene: knk
Product: protein Skeletor, isoforms B/C
Exons: 14
Coding region: 85-2100 (671 amino acids)
Source: RefSeq, a predicted model, not a curated record
GUGAAGGGUAGUAAUAUGAAAAGUUUGUGCUAAUGUUUUGAACUCGAGAAAACAAAAGGAAAGCCUAUAAAUUCCACAUGAAAAAUGUAUCCGAUAUGUCUCAUACUACUAGUGCUAGUGACCCAAGAGUGUUCAACACAAGAUGAGGAGGGUCCCUACCGCGGCAAGUACGUCGGGAAACUCAACUCCUACCAUCACCAGGUUUCAGGUGAGGUGUAUGCGGUAGAUGACUGGACGCUGCUACUGGUGGAGUUCAACUAUGAUGGCACGGGGGACGACACAUUCUUUUGGGCCGGGGACUCCGGACGGCCCGGCCCACUCGGGUUUAUUGUGCCCGAUGAACAUGGGAAAACAAACAUCCUGGAGCGCUACAACAACGCUGAGAUCCGCAUCAAGCUGCCGGACGGCAAGCAGGUGUCUCGCAUCACGUGGUUCGCCGUGUACGACCUGGCGACGCAGAACGCGUUCGGCGACGUGUACAUACCGGAGGAGUUCGAGGCGCCGGCGCCGCGCGCGCUCACGCCGCUGGUUGCCGCGCCCGGCGUCAACAUCACCAGCAAGCCCAUCAAGUUCAUCGACGCCUCUACGUUCGUCAUCCCGGAGUUUUACUACGACGGUUUGGGUGAGGAGGUGUACUUCUGGACGGGGGUGGGCCCGCAGCCGUCCUCGCGCGGGAUCAAGAUACCCGACGAGGAGGGAUACCUGGAGUCUCUGCGGUCGUACGGCGGAGAGAGUGUGACGCUGCAGCUGCCGGGCGGACGAACCGCCUUCGACGUAAACUGGCUAGCGAUCUGGGACGCGCGCGCUCAGCGUCCACUUGCGUCCACCCUGGUGCCGGACGGGCUGAGCCUGCCGCCGUCGGCCGCGCGCGCGCACCCGCACCGUGCCGCGCUGCCGCACUGCCGCCAGCUGCACCGCGACCUGCACGUCGCCUGGGAGGUGUUCGGCGGACAGGUCACCCUGCAGCUCGCCGCGCAGAUCGAUCCUGACGAGUACAUAGCGUUCGGCAUCUCGGGGUCGGAGGAGGGGGCGGUGAUGUUGGGCGCGGACGUGGCGGUGGCGCGCUGGGACGCGGCGACGCAGCGCGGACUCGCCACCGACUACAACAUCACCGCGCUCGCGCCGUGCGUGCGUGUGCUGGGUCGGUGGACGGGCGUGUGCCGGGACGAUCUGAUCGGCGGUCAGGACAACAACCAGGUGUUCAGCGCCGCGCGCGACGCCGGACUCACCGUCGUCACCUACCGCCGCUCGCUGCAGCCCGCGGAGGAGAUGGACCGCGCGUGGUCAGUGGACGGCGUGUGGGCGGUGUGGGCGGUGGGCGGCGUGGACGCGGAGGGCGAGCCCGCCUACCACCGCCUGCGCGGCGGCGCCAAACUCACCCUGCAGCCGCCGGUGGGGAGGCCGGAGAACGACUGCGUGCCCUUCGUCAUCGGGGAGCGCGCCAAAGUCCCGGGCUGGGAUCGCGCGUCGCUGUCAGACCCGGCGCUGCGCGUGUUCCGGUUCGCGCUCGGGCCGGCGGGAGGCGCGCGCGGUCUGGCCGCCCGACGCCGCGCCGCGCCGCACCUCGCCUGGUACGUCAACGGCCAGCUCGCCCCCGACAUACAGCUGCGGAGGGGACUCGUAUACACGUUUAAGGUGCAGGGCGGCGACGACCCGCACUCGGCGACGGAGUACCACCCGCUGGUGGUGACGGCGGAGCCGCGCGGCGGGCUGGAGCGGCGCGCGGACGGCGGCGCAGCGGUGCGCGUGCUCGCCGGCGUGCGGCCCACUCGCCGCACGCGCGCCCCCACCGCCGCUGGCCCGCUGUGCAUCGCCCGCCCGCCGCCCGCGCCCCGCCCCCGACCCCCGCCAGAUACCUUCCGCGCUUACAACCGCACUCUCGCCUGGAGCUGCGCCGCCACCGCCGCCGACCUCGUCGUCGCGCCCAACUCCUCGUGGCCCGACGUCGUCUACUACAACUCCUUCACGCACGCCGACAUGGGCGGUCGUAUAUUCGUGGUGGACAAGCCCCGGCGCGGCGCGCGGUCCGCCGCCUCCGCCCCCGCCCCCGCCCUCGCCCCGCCCGCGCUGCUGCUGCUCGCCCUGCUGCUGUCACACUGACUGAUCGCGACUAACGCAGCGCCAUCAUAACAUUAUAGGCUACUCAGAGUCGAAGCGACGCGGUCAUUCACUUUUCUAUAUUUACCCAGGAGAAAUUUAUAAUUCAAUCAUAGAAAAAUAGUGAAAUGUAGGCGGAAAAACGUCAUUAUGACGCGUCGCGUCACUUCGAUCCUGCGCCAGCGUGAGAUGAGCCUAAUGCGGUAGUGAACAUUUAUGUGUGAACGAAAAAGCAGAAUAUUAUAAAGGUAUCAGU